UGGGACACGACAAUUAUUUACAUAACACACUAACUCGAAAUCCGUAAGCCUUCUCUUUCGAUUCAAGGAAACUAGUGUCAAAAUGGCCAAGUCCAAAAAUCAUACCGCCCAUAACCAGAGCGCCAAGGCUCACCGUAAUGGUAUCAAGAAGCCCCAGCGUCAGAAAUACCCUGAUAUGCGUGGUGUUGACCCAAAGUUCAAGAGGAACAUGAGAUUCGCCAAGAAGCACAACAAGAAAAAUGCUGGAGCGGCCAAGGUUGAGGCGUAAGCGCGUAUGACAAUGAAUGAUGGGACAUGGUGGAGCUGAUUAAUAAACUAGUGUACUAUACCCUGAAACUUGAGAUCUCCAGGCUGGAGGUUUGAUUUGUACAAUAUUCUGUUGUAUGUAUACUUUGUCUCGAUUGUGGAUAUAUCAGCAAUGGACUGUUAACUCCAAAUACUAGUAUG
Molecule: messenger RNA, 447 nt
Organism: Sphaeroforma arctica JP610
Lineage: Eukaryota; Ichthyosporea; Ichthyophonida
Exons: 3
Coding region: 83-268 (61 amino acids)
Biological process (GO): cytoplasmic translation
Cellular component (GO): ribosome; cytosolic large ribosomal subunit
Molecular function (GO): structural constituent of ribosome
Source: RefSeq, a predicted model, not a curated record